Molecule: messenger RNA, 2115 nt
Organism: Hippocampus comes (tiger tail seahorse)
Lineage: Eukaryota; Metazoa; Chordata; Actinopteri; Syngnathiformes; Syngnathidae
Gene: ndor1
Product: NADPH dependent diflavin oxidoreductase 1
Exons: 15
Coding region: 196-1977 (593 amino acids)
Cellular component (GO): cytosol
Molecular function (GO): NADPH-hemoprotein reductase activity; flavin adenine dinucleotide binding; FMN binding
Source: RefSeq, a predicted model, not a curated record
AAGAAACAUAGAUGUACAAUGUCACAUUAUUUUGCUCUCCUGCUAGUUGCUAACGAAUGUCGUGAAUUCCAAUAAACGGCUACGCACAGUUGGGUCACGUUGAAGUAUGUUCCAAUUACUGGUCUUUUAAUGUAAAGGUAGACAACUUUAGGUUGGUGUUGAGAACGAUCGACCUCACGCAGGGCCUGAGUCACAAUGUCACUCCCUGCUUUGCUCGUCCUGUACGGGAGCCAGACUGGGACGGCCCAGGACACAGCCCAGAGGAUUGCGAGGCAGGCCGUCAGAAGGCGCCUGCGAGUGCAUUUGUCAACACUCGAUGACUACAAUGUUGCUAACUUGAUCUCAGAGUCACUGGUUGUUUUUGUCUGCUCAACCACUGGCCAAGGAGACCCCCCUGACAACAUGAAGAGCUUCUGGAGGUUUCUCUUCAGAAAGUCUUUACCGGCCGGAUCUCUGCGCCGGCUGGACUGUGCCGUGCUGGGUCUGGGGGACUCGUCCUACCCAAAGUUCAAUUUUGUGGCCAAGAAGCUGCACAAGCGUCUGGCGCAGUUGGGUGCCACUCUGCUGCUGCCUGUCGGCCUUGCCGAUGACCAACAUGACCUCGGGCCCGAUGCCGUGAUUGAUGUGUGGCUGUCGUCAUUUUGGGGAAAAGUGUUUGCUCUGUACCCACGUCUUGCGGAGAUGAUCCCGCUGAGGGAAGAUGACCCGCUUCCUCCGACGUACACGUUUAACUUUCUGGAUGAUCUCAAUGCGAAGACAGACGAUUGUCUAAUCAUCUCCACGCAAGCAAGCGGCCUCUCCCAGUCGCAUCCCUUCGCCGCCAAACUGCUGUCCAACGAGAGAGUCACUCACCCGAAACAUUUUCAAGAUGUGAGGCACAUCGAGUUUGACAUCACGGGGUCCGACAUCGAUUUUACUGCAGGUGACGUUGUUGUGAUGCGUUCUUGCAAUGCGGCCGAAGACGUUGAAGAAUUCUGUCAACUGCUGCAAUUAGACCCCGAGGCCACGUUCUCGCUUACAGCGACGGAUGGCUCUGCAGUUCCAGCGAGGCUUCAACAGCCGUGCACGUUGCGUUACCUGGUGGAGAGCUACCUGGACAUUGCAGCCGUGCCUCGCCGCUCCUUCUUUGAACUGCUCGCCACCUUCUCCAAUGACGAGUUGGAGCGGGAAAAACUGGCCGAGUUCAGCUCGGCUGAAGGCCAGGAGGAGCUGCACAGCUACUGCAACCGACCGCGCCGCACCGCACUGGAGGUCUUGGCAGACUUCCCCCACACAACGGCACAACUUAAGGUUGACUACCUGCUGGACCUUUUUCCCGCAAUCCAGCCCCGUUCAUUUUCCAUCGCCUCCUCUCUGCGGGCGCACCCGCACAGGCUCCAGAUUCUGGUCGCCGUGGUCAAAUACAAAACCAAGAUGUAUAAACCGCGGAGAGGUCACUGCUCCACCUGGCUGGCCUCCCUUGAUCCCGCAAAAGAUGUUUACGUGCCUCUCUGGGUGAAAAAGGGAACGCUUGGGUUUCCCGCAGACAAAACGACCCCGGUCAUCAUGGUUGGACCAGGAACGGGAGUGGCCCCCUUUCGUUCAGCCUUACAGGAGAGGACCGCUGAGGGGAAAAAUGCCAAUGUCCUGUUCUUUGGCUGUCGAUCGGAGUCCAAAGAUUUCUACUUCAGGUCCGAGUGGAAGGAGAUGAGCAAAGCUGGACAGUUGACCCUCUUCACUGCCUUCUCUCGUGACCAGGAGGAAAAGGUUUAUGUGCAACAGCGUGUGCGAGAGAACGCCGCUCUCGUUUGGGACCUGAUCGCGAAUAAAGGAGCCUACUUCUACAUCGCCGGAAAUGCUAAAGACAUGCCAAAUGGUGUGCGCGACGCAUUGAAGGCGGGGUUCCAACAGCAGGGAGGCCUCUCCGACGAGGAUGCCGAGAAGAUGCUGGCGGCCAUGGAGAAGUCUGGCAGAUUCCAGAGCGAGACCUGGUCCUGAUCAGCCGGCGUCAGACCUGCGACGUUCACAUUCCGCCGCAGAAGCCGCUGCCGCGCGUGUUGCAUGGGGCCAGCCCUUCACCGCACGCUUGUGAGGAGCAUCUACCGUGUCUUUGCACUGAAUUCAAAACAGAAGGUU